Molecule: messenger RNA, 1193 nt
Organism: Lemur catta (Ring-tailed lemur)
Lineage: Eukaryota; Metazoa; Chordata; Mammalia; Primates; Lemuridae
Product: paired immunoglobulin-like type 2 receptor alpha
Exons: 7
Coding region: 199-1086 (295 amino acids)
Molecular function (GO): MHC class I protein binding
Source: RefSeq, a predicted model, not a curated record
CCUGGUCACUCUGGAGGAGGGCAGGUUUGGGGACAGCUCCCACCUUCCUAGUGCCCUGAAGGAGCCUGGGUCUGGCUCUCUGGCUGUGCUGUACCUGCGACUCCCAGGAACCCCGUCUAUAGGGUCCCCUCCAUGGGACCCCCACUGCUGCCUUGAGGGCUCUGCUUGUCUUCUCAUCCCCUGGAGGAGAGCAGGGCCAUGGGUUGGCCUCUGCUGCCACCCCUGCUGCUGCUGCUGCCGCCAGCGUUUCUGCAACCUGGUGGCUCAGCAGGAUCCAAUCCACGCUCAGCUUUUGGGGUCAUCCAACGUGAAUACCUCUCGGCCCCCAUCGGAGGCUCCAUCCAAAUCCCCUUCUCCUUCCAUUACUCCUGGGUCUUAGCCAAAGUUCCCAAAGUGAGUGUAUUCUGGAGACGGGGACAAUUCCACGGGGAGUUCAUCUUCAACACAACCCCGCCUUUCAUCCAUAAGAAUUACACAAACCGGCUCUUCCUGAACUGGACAGACGAUCAGAAGUCCGGCUCCCUCAGGAUCUCGAACCUGAGGAAAGGGGACCAGUCCGUGUACUUCUGCCGAGUCCAUCUGAUCACACAGGACGCAGGCAGGCAGAUGUGGCAGUCCAUCCGGGGGACCAACCUCACCAUCACCCUCACUGCCAAGACCACCCAGAGACCCACCGAGGCCACCACAGCCACUGCAGCCACCACAACUGCUGUCAGUGUCACCGAGGGCAAAGAGAGCUCAGGGUCUCAGCCCCUGAGUUUGGAGACUGCAUUCGGGGCAGCUGCGGCCGUUGCUGUGCUCAUUGCCAUGAUUUUCGGACUGAUGGUCUUCCUCAGGUGGAAGAGAAGGAAAGGUCAGCAGACUAAAGCCACAACCCCAGCCAGGGGAUCCUUCCAAAACACGGAGGAGAAAUAUGAGAAUAUUGGGAGUAAAGGGCAAUAUGGAGAGCCUAAGCUGAACCCCAAGGAUGAUAUCGUCUAUGCCACCCUUGCGCUCUCCAGCUCCACCUCACCAGGAGCACCACCCAGCCACCAUGACCACAGUCGCCCCCAGGAAGAGACUCUGUACUCUGUCUUAAAGUCCUAACCAGUGGGAUGGCCCUCUCAAGACCGAAUGAUGAGGCCAGGCAUGGUAGCUCAUGACUAUAAUCUCAGCUACGUGGGAAGCUGAAGCAGGAGUGCUUGAGGCCGGAA